Molecule: messenger RNA, 1235 nt
Organism: Cantharellus anzutake
Lineage: Eukaryota; Fungi; Basidiomycota; Agaricomycetes; Cantharellales; Hydnaceae
Exons: 7
Coding region: 202-927 (241 amino acids)
Source: RefSeq, a predicted model, not a curated record
UUCUGAUUCUUCUCUGCUUGAAGGAGCGCCAAUAGGAAAGGUUUCCACCAUUGUUCCCGAACGUGGGACCGCUUGGAAACAAAAUGGCUAGUUUCUGCGAUCUGAUGCUCCGCUCCUGGGCCCUCCAUAUUUAGUGAUGUCCCCGCGGAUAUAAAUUCCAACUGGCACCGAGAUGACGGCAUAGUCUGCUUGCUACUUGAUAUGUUGAAAAGCACUCAAAUAUUUUACCCUUUGCCGGCGUUUCCACCGCAAGUACAGCCUCUCCAAACAUCAGCGUUGGAUUAUCGUGUCCCUACAGGAAAAACUACUUACGAAUCAACGGUCGGACCCGUGAAACCGAAUGGGGAAAGAUAUGUCUCAUUCAUGUCGCAAGUGGUUGCGCGGUCAGGCCGAAAGCUGGCUUCUGGGAUCGCCGGCCUGAGUCCAUCACUGCCUUACUUCCUUCUACCUGCUCCCGUUCCCGCAAAACGACCAAAGCCUGUGCAUGCUGAUGGCGCACAAGAAGGCGUCCUCAUAGACUAUGUUAGAGCCAGCUGCAUCAUGGUCAUCUGUCAUGGGUCCCCCUCUCAGGGGUACCUAUCAAUUGAGGAAUUGACCGCUAUCUUCUGGCACACAAACACCCGUAUUAUUAUAGCUUUGCUUGAAACUGCGUGCUCGGGAAUCCGCAUCGGGGAGUUGAUCACUUCUCCUGACCCCUCGCCAUUUCAGCGGUAUCUGAUCACUGAGUCCAGCAAUCUCCUCAAAACUUUGCGAGACAUCUGCCGUUCCGACUUUGUAGUUGACGACCUUCAGUCUCGAGUAAGAGAGCUGAGGGAGAAGGGAAAAUUGUGGUGCACAGCGUAUCUUAUACGACCAUCGUUUGUAGCGACAGCCUGCUAUAGAACAAACAUCAAGACGACAGCAAUUGGUAUCGGCGGUAUCUUGUAAUCGAUAUCGCGUUUUGUGAAACUCGUUAGGAAUAAGCGUCGUUAGCCCGAUGAUUUCUAACAAACAAUAACAAAUUUAAUGUGUAGAAUGUCUCGUAUCUUAUGCCCGCAGACACUCGUGAAUGAUCAUUGAUAUUCCAAUAAUCAACUCACCCUGAACGGCGAUGCCCACUCAGGCAGUCCGACAGCACUCUCAACGUCAACGAUGGGUAGUUCUGGGACUGGAUGCAGCUGAUGGAAUACCGUACAUGUAAUCACAGAUUAAGUCCGGUGAGCAUCAAACUGGAGCCGUGAGUGCUUGUGUUUGAC